GAAGCAGUAAGCAGUAAAGAAGAGAAUUUGCAAUCGCCAUCUUGUUCUAGUAUUUCCAUAUUUAAGUAGUGAAUAAUCCUCAAAUAAUUGUUAUUCUCGACGCUCAUACUCCAUUUAAAGGUUUUUUUUUAUCUUAAUAGAACUUUCCUUACCCCAUAUUUUUUUAAGUUUGACUUUUGUGACUUGAUUUUGAAGCUUUGAAAUGUUUAUGGCUUCGUAAGUUGUGACCCUGAACGACCUAAUCAGUUGCAGUUUCCAGCUCUAAUUUGCGAGAUUACAACACUCAGAGUAUGGCUGAAGACUUCGAUAUCGAAGCCUUGCUAGAAGCUCCAUACAAUAAAGGGGACGAGAGCAAUGGAGGAAGGAACAAGGAGAACGGAACUUCGCACAACACCAAAUCUGCAUCUGGCAGUGACGAAAAGGACCGCAGUCGAGAUGAAAGAAGAGAUCGCAGGAGUAGAGAUAGGAAGCGUAGCCGCAGCAAAGAAAGAAAACGCAGUCGUAGUAGAGACAGAAAACGCAGUCGAAGUCGUGACAAGAAACGCAGCAGGAGUAGGGACAAGAAGAGAAGCAAGAGCAGGGAUAAGAAAAGGAGUCGCAGUAGGGAAAGGCGGCGCAGUCGCAGUCGGGACCGUGGCAGUGGCAGUGGUAGGAGAAAGCGCUCUCUCACUCCAAUAUUGCUGCCUGGACGCCGUGAACCCUACCCUCGCUUCAAGAAGUCCUCUCCACCACUCGGAUUGCGGAGUGGGCCGGUGCUGGACGACCUUUCCCCAGAGGAGAGAGAUGCUCGGACCGUGUUUUGUAUGCAGCUGUCACAGCGGAUCAGGGCUCGGGACUUGGAGGAGUUCUUCUCAUCUGUGGGCAAAGUGAGAGAUGUCAGGAUGAUCACAUGCAACAAGACCAGGAGAUUCAAAGGCAUAGCUUACAUUGAGUUUAAGGACCCUGAAUCUGUCAAUUUGGCACUUGGGUUGAACGGCCAGAAGCUGCUUGGAGUUCCAAUCAUUGUACAACAGACGCAGGCUGAGAAGAACAGAGCUGGCAACUCAAUGCCCAAUGUGAUGCCUCGGGGGAUGCCAGGCCCCAUGCGGCUCUACAUUGGCUCCCUGCACUUCAACAUCACCGAGGACAUGCUGCGUGGAAUCUUCGAACCAUUCGGCAAAAUUGACAGUAUCCAACUUAUGACUGACAGCGACGGACGGUCAAAGGGUUACGGUUUCAUUACAUUCCACAACUGUGAGGACGCCAAGCGUGCGCUGGAGCAGUUGAACGGGUUUGAGUUGGCAGGUCGGCCGAUGAAGGUGGGCACAGUGACGGAGCGCACAGAUCUGUCCCAGGGUCCCUCGAUGUUGGACAAUGAUGAGCUGGACCGCAGUGGCAUAGACUUGGGCGCGACGGGCCGCUUGCAUCUCAUGUUCAAACUAGCUGAAGGUACUGGCAUGCAGAUCCCACCGGCUGCGGCGUCUGCUCUCAACGUGUCAGGCAUGCCACUGCCUGUGGUGGCCCAGCCUACGCCACCCAUCGCCACACAGUGCUUCAUGCUCAGCAAUAUGUUCGACCCCCUGGCAGAGAACCAGCUCAACUGGGACCAGGAAAUCAGAGAUGACGUCAUUCAAGAGUGUAACAAGCAUGGAGGCGUGCUGCACGUCUAUGUAGACAAGGCAUCACCACAGGGCAACGUUUACGUCAAGUGUCCCAACAUCAACACUGCAGUGGCUGCGGUCAACUCCCUGCAUGGUCGCUGGUUUGCUGGACGAGUCAUCACAGCGGCGUACGUUCCUCUUGUCAACUACCAUAGCUUAUUCCCAGAUACCAUCGCCCAGAUGGCGCUACUCGCUCCUACAAGAGUAACUAUGUAAACUGUACAUACCAAAAGUAAUGGCUGUUCUAUGUAUUUUUAAUUUUUAUGAAGCAGAAAAUGUAUAUUUCUUUUGCGUGUUUAGUGUGACUCAAUCGCACAUGAUAUUUUUAUUGUAAAUAGACCGUACAUAAUACAUCAUUGUUAAAUACA
Messenger RNA from Macrosteles quadrilineatus (aster leafhopper), 2008 nucleotides. It is a transcript of the gene Caper, whose product is annotated as RNA-binding protein 39. Gene Ontology annotation, biological process: mRNA processing. NCBI's taxonomy places the organism in Eukaryota, Metazoa, Arthropoda, Insecta, Hemiptera, Cicadellidae. The coding region runs from base 291 to 1856 and encodes 521 amino acids. The transcript is spliced from 10 exons. The record is from RefSeq and is a predicted model, not a curated record. Gene Ontology annotation, cellular component: nucleus. Gene Ontology annotation, molecular function: RNA binding.